UCAUUUCACUCAAAGAGAGACAGAGCCCUAGCCCUCUCUUCCGGUCCAAUGCGACACCUCCAGGGCUCCGGUUUGUGGUCAGCGUUGCUGGCAGCUCGUUGCAAGACAGGGGGGCUUCCAGUGCCCCGCUUGUCGCCACUCAGUGCCCUGCGGUUUGGGAGGGAGGCGGCAAUUGCUGUGUAUCAAGCCCACACCCUGCUUAGCGUGCGGAUCAAUGCAGCGAAAUUCGCAGCCGCCCCGCCCCAAUCCGCAGCAGGUUCCUUCUCCGAAUGUUGUGCUGGCAGCUCGAACCGGCUUCCCCGUGUGUGUGUGUGUGUGUUUGUCAGCGCCCUGCCUAUCCCAGUGCCAGGCCGCCUGCUCCGGGGUGAUUAAACAGCAGGGACACUAUUGCACCAGAGUGUGGGCGUGGGGCGUGGGAGAACUCGCUCUGCCCGCCGGAGCUGCUAGAAUAACCGGCGGCGUGUCAGUAUCAGGGUGGGUGUGGGUAUUUUGCACACGCUUGUUUUUGUUUAUCCUUGUCCUCUCGGCCCCGUCACGUGCUCUGUGUGUUGCAUUGUGUUUUCUGUGGGGUGGGAGGGGAGGGGAGGGGAUGGGGGGAGCUGCCUGUGUCCGUGAUCAAUGUUGUGACUUCCUUCUUGCGCUGUAGCAGCAUUGGAAACACAGCUGAAGGAAACCGAUUGCUGCUAGUUUCAAAUUGGCUGGGAAGGAACAAUACACAACCACAGACACACACACACACUGGAUUCUGUGUCGCUUCUCUUUGAGAGGGGGGGAAGAUGAGCUCGGGGGACGUUGUUUGCACUGGCUGGCUCAUCAAAUCACCCCCCGAAAAGAAACUGAAGAGAUAUCUUGAAGCACUGGUGGCCACCUGGAAAAUUACAUGGUUCAACAAGUCCAGCAAUCAGAAAAGCGAGACCACACUACUAUCAAUGAGGCCAGAAGCUCUAAAAGUUGCCAAGUUUAAUAUUCUCCAAGCAUGGCGGAAGCGCUGGUUUGUGCUCCGCAGGGGCCGCAUGAGUGGGAACCCAGACGUUCUGGAGUACUACAGAAACAACCAUUCAAAGAAACCCAUUCGGAUCAUAGACCUUAACGAAUGUGAAGUGCUGAAGCAUUCAGGGUCCAACUUCAUCAAGAAAGAAUUCCAGAAUAAUUUUGUCUUCAUUGUGAAAACCACCUACCGCUCCUUUUACUUGGUGGCGAAAACGGAGGAGGAAAUGCAGAUAUGGGUGCACAACAUCAGCCAGAUCUGCAACUUUGGACACUUGGAAGAUGGCACAGAUUCUGUGGAGAGCCUGUCUCACACCACCUCGUCCCGCCAGCCCUCGCCAGCCAUCUCCACCCAUACCUCAAGGAUCACAGACCCCUCCUCCUCUGUAGGCAGUGCCACCACAGACGCCUCUGCUUCCGAAGAGACCAGGAGUGAGUCGGAGUCAGUCUUCCUCCCCGAUUACCUCUUCCUAUCAAACUGCGAGACGGGCAAGUUCAAUCAUAUCAGAUGUGACAGCUGGUCGAAUUCUGACAGAUCCCUGGAGCAGACCUCAUCAGAUGAUGUUUUCGUUGAUGCCUUGCAGUCUCAACCCUCCCUUCACGUACAGUCAUCCAGCAACAGCAUCGUGCACCAGGAUGGGGGCCAGCCAGCUAAUCAUGGGAUUAUUCCCAGAAGCAUAGACGUUAGCGGGCCAUUCAGUGAUGUCCCCUCCUCCUCUCCACUCUUAGGGCCUCCUUUAACACCAACCUUUCAGAUUGACAAAAGCCAGACUGCGCUGCCCUAUGGUGUAACCGAACUGGAUAUUUUGUCUAACACACCACCACCCCGGCCACCCAAACCAACCUAUUUCUCAGACCGGAGCGGGGAGGAGCUAUCCAACGGGGCUCUUCAGAAUGGACACGGUGGGAUCUGUGGGGCUCAGAUUGCCUUGGUGCCGAGAAGAAUCUCCUUGUCCAGUUUGGAUAAUAUGCGGCACUGGAAAGCCAGCAUGGAAGGAAGCUCUCUCAGAAGUCGAGAUAAGCGGCUUAGUUUGAAUUUGCCAUGUCGAUUCACCCCACUCUACUCUUCAGCAUCAGACAAUACGGAGGACAGCUAUGUACCCAUGCACCCCAGCACCUCUGCACCCAUCCCAGGACCAGAUUGCUCACCUGAUGGCUACACUCCCAUGAGCCCAAGCUCAGCGACCUUUACCUUUCCUGUAGUCACCAAGGACAAACUCUCCAGCCCACUGCCGGAACUUCCCACAGACCUGGAACCACCUCCAGUGAAUCGGGAUCUCAAGCCCCGUAGGAAAUCACGACCCCCUCCGCUGGAUCUGAGAAACCUCUCCACAAUCCGGGAACAUGCUACCUUGACCAGGAUGUGGACUGUGCCUUACAAUCGAACGAGCUUUAUCUCUCCAGAUAGAGACGGUAUUAAUUCAGCAAGAAUAUUUGGCAAUUCAGUUUCCGGAGAAGAGGAAGAAAGUUACAUUCAAAUGGAGCACAGCCAGGCAACAUCUCCAUGCAGUGGUGCUUUCCCAUGGUCAAAGAAGUCCAACCUCGAUUACUUAGCAUUGGAUUUUAAUUCUGCUUCCCCAUCCCCUGUACAGAAGAAACCUUUUCUCUCGGAAGAGCAGAGAGUAGACUAUGUCCAGGUAGAUGAACAGAAGACUCAAGCCCUACAGAACACUAAACAGGAAUGGACAGAUGUGAGGCAAUCUAAAGUUUAAAGAAGGAAGGGUUGGGGUUUGAUUUUUUGCACUGGAACAACAUUGUUAACCAAACAGCUGUAACAGCAGAGUUCAAAGGCAGGCAGAGUGUAAAAUCCUGGUGGUCUCUAGAGGAAUGACAUUUUUAAGGAAAAACCUUCAAGUUCAGCUGGAAAUACUAUGUUGAAGAGUGGUUUAUAAGAUUAUUAAAGUAACACGUUAGUCUUCUUUGCCACCCCUUGCAAGCAAGUUACAUGGUACAGUUUUAUGGCCUGAUCGCGGGAGCCACACAUUUAAUGGUAACAAAUGCCACUACAUGUUGCAUUUAUCUAUUUAACCCUGCCUUCUCCCUGUAUUAGGUAACUCCUUGUUGCUAAGGCUGUUUUUUGAUAUUCUACAAAUACUGCAGGUGCUAAGGCUGCUUAGAGAUUCUGGUAUCAUACAGAUGUUGGUGACUAUUCGACCAAGGGCUAAAAUACUGAAAUAAUAAAAAGCAGAACAUUUUAAUAUAUAUAUAGUGCUUAAGCAAACAGAAUUUUGGAGAAUAUUCCCCUCCCACCCCAGAUAUAAUCUCUGACUUUGAGUGACACUCUUAGAGACUACAAAUAGGUCUUUGCACUGAUGGAACUGGAAUGCGUGGUAGUCAGCACCCUGACUGACGUUCAUCAUAUUGAAUUUCUUCUUUCUGUUGCGGUUCACGUCAUCACCUUUUCCGUCCAAUUGAUCCUGAUGUUUUCUCUCACGUGUGAGGACUUUCUUCAGCACAACACAGCAGCUCCUCUGACAGGAAGCUGCUGACACACAAUUCUUUGCUGGCUGAAAAAUAAAAAAAGGAAGACUCUGCAAGUCUUGGAAAUCCUGGCAAAAUAUCAAAACUGUUUUUGUCCGAACUGCAAAAGAAGAAAUGCAAAUGAAAUUCCUGAUAACAGUGAUUGACCCCACCCGAGUGUUUUGUUAGUCUCAUCCUAGCAAAUGAGAUAAUUAGGAAACACAGUCUUAGUCGGGCACUCAGGUAAGAAUGAGGGAAGGAGUACUGUUAGGCAAGCAACUCUGCCUAUGUAAAACAGUCACUUAAUACACUUCAACAAUGUCAAGACAUGUGUUCAGGAAGCUUAUCUCCUUUGGUGUUUAUUAUGGGGACAAUCUCAGGAUCAGAUUAAGUGUAUGUUUUAUAGUGUAUUUAACUUUGUUAAUUUACUUAAAAUCCUUAUUUCGAGAUGUGCACAGGCAGGUCAAAUCAAGAAAGUGCAGCACCCUUCAGUUAUCCCAUUCAGUCUUGAAGUCUUUACUUAUGCAAGAGAUCCCGCUGGCUUUACCGGGACUACUCUUGUGAGCAAGGACCUCAGAAUCAGGAACUUUAUGAAGGAUUUUCCUUCAUGCUGGAUCCAAAUUCACAUUCCUCUUCCUCAUCUCUACUGAUGUCACACUAUGUUACUGUAAAUUAUUGACAUCCAAAAAUGCUGAAUUACCAAACUGGGAUUAGAAAAAAUGUUGUUUAUGUCAAAGAAAUGACUCUGACAUCCUUUCAAGCUUCUGUCGUAUGUGUCAUGCAUCCCUUAUUCUGUAUUAUUGUCACACAUUUGGGCCCAUAGGAAGGUUGAAAGCGAUGACUACCUGAUUCUCACUGUACCACUAGAAGAGGGCAGCUUAGUUGAUGAAAACAUCAUUUUCUCCUACCUCAAGAUAGCUGAAGUGUUUGCAGUUCUUGCUACUUCAUCAGAGCAAGACACAUUUGUGACUCUGCGAUGAAUGUUUGCUCACUUUUGCUAGUGAGAAUGAUGGGGUUUACCUGUGCAUUUAUUGACUUGGGGGCAAAUCACACAUCCCAGUCUGCAGGCACCAAGUGUCACGGAUUAGAGCUGUUUGGAAAAUAGGGUGUUUCUGCCUUCUGCGGAAAUUGUUGACUUUUUGUCGUUCUCCCCCCCGCCCC
Chelonoidis abingdonii (Abingdon island giant tortoise) is the source of this 4608-nucleotide messenger RNA. RefSeq names its product GRB2 associated binding protein 3 (gene GAB3). Gene Ontology annotation, cellular component: cytoplasm. Lineage: Eukaryota; Metazoa; Chordata; Testudines; Testudinidae. The record is from RefSeq and is a predicted model, not a curated record. Gene Ontology annotation, biological process: signal transduction. Gene Ontology annotation, molecular function: signaling adaptor activity.